This is a messenger RNA of Aspergillus vadensis CBS 113365, 818 nucleotides long. Its product is annotated as Eukaryotic translation initiation factor eIF-5A. NCBI's taxonomy places the organism in Eukaryota, Fungi, Ascomycota, Eurotiomycetes, Eurotiales, Aspergillaceae. Gene Ontology annotation, molecular function: ribosome binding; RNA binding; translation elongation factor activity. Bases 384 to 803 code for a protein of 139 amino acids. The transcript is spliced from 3 exons. Gene Ontology annotation, biological process: positive regulation of translational elongation; positive regulation of translational termination. The record is from RefSeq and is a predicted model, not a curated record.
UUUUUUCUCUUCCUUUUCCUCUAAUCCCUCCUCAAUUCCAACAUCCUCCUCACCUCUCCCUUUCACUUUUUACCUCAUACCCCCUAAAAUCCAUCACCAUGGCUGACGAGGUAGGUGCUAACUCUCCUUCUGCGAACUUCCCGGUCUACUCAGUUGCGGCCUAUCUUCGUCCUGCUUGCUCGGUUGGGUUGGGUGUCUUCGGGGCCUCGCAUCUCGAUCGCUGCCCCCCACCCAACCCCCCUCGUUCCUGCAGACAUUGCAUAUUUCGCUACACUCUUGGACCAUCCUCUAUCGUCUUGAUCAUGGGCUAGUUCGCUAAUCUUCACACUCAAUAGCACGAGACCUUCGAGUCCGCCGAUGCCGGCGCCUCGGCCACCUACCCCAUGCAGUGCUCUGCCCUGCGCAAGAACGGUCACGUUGUCAUCAAGGGCCGCCCCUGCAAGAUCGUUGAGAUGUCCACCUCCAAGACUGGCAAGCACGGUCACGCCAAGGUCCACAUCGUUGCCAUCGAUAUCUUCACCCAGAAGAAGCUCGAGGAUCUGUCCCCCUCCACCCACAACAUGGAUGUCCCCAACGUCUACCGCAAGGAAUACCAGCUCCUUGACGUUACUGACGACGACUUCCUUUCCCUGAUGGACGAGGCCGGUAACACCAAGGACGACGUCAAGGUUCCCGAGGGUGAGGUUGGCGACCGUAUCCGCCGCAUGUUCCACGACGAGGAGAAGGACUGCAACGUCACCAUCCUGUCCUCCAUGGGCGAGCAGGUCUGCAUGGAUGUCAAGGAGGCUCCCAAGGGCAACUAAAUUAUUGUGUCUAUG